Messenger RNA from Penaeus indicus, 564 nucleotides. Its product is annotated as histone H2B-like. Gene Ontology annotation, cellular component: nucleosome. The record is from RefSeq and is a predicted model, not a curated record. Bases 1 to 441 code for a protein of 146 amino acids. Gene Ontology annotation, molecular function: DNA binding; protein heterodimerization activity; structural constituent of chromatin. Lineage: Eukaryota; Metazoa; Arthropoda; Malacostraca; Decapoda; Penaeidae. The transcript has 2 exons.
AUGACUUUGCUCAAAAGAUUCCAAAAAUCACGAUACCCCAGCGAAAAGCUUGGCUUUUAUAGGUGCCUCCUGAUGAACCGACUUUCUGGAAAGGCUGCCAAGAAGGCCGGUAAGGCCCAAAAGUCUAUCUCCAAGGGAGAUAAGAAGAAGAAGCGCAGGAGGAAGGAGAGCUACAGCAUCUACAUCUACAAGGUGUUGAAGCAGGUCCACCCUGACACCGGUAUCUCCUCCAAGGCCAUGUCAAUCAUGAACUCUUUCGUGAAUGACAUUUUUGAGCGCAUUGCAGCUGAGGCUUCCCGCCUUGCACACUACAACAAGCGUUCCACCAUCACCAGCCGGGAGAUCCAGACCGCCGUCAGGCUUCUGCUGCCCGGAGAAUUGGCCAAGCACGCUGUGAGCGAAGGUACCAAGGCCGUCACCAAGUACACUUCAUCAAAGUAAAUUACUAGGUGCUUGUGUACGGUUUACCUGCCUCAUACCCAAACAAACAUCGGCUCCUUUAGGAGCCACAAAUAGUCUUCAAAGUGGAUAAAAAUGACCUUACUAAGUGUGGAUUAACAACUA